CAUUACGGUAAAGGGGUGUCAGCGAUUGAUUCCUGGACAGUCAGGAAAUGCGAAGUGACCGCUUAUCACAACACAAGUUAAGAGAGGAAUCACACUUUAACGUGUCGAAACUCGUAGGUGAAAAGGAGCUCCUUCAGAAAUGAGGGAAGCCGCGCCGCUCCAGCCGGACCCGAGCCCUGAUAUGGAGGCUCAGCAAAACUCACGCCGCACUGGUCCGAGUCUGGAGAACAGGAUCCUCACUCAGGCCCCAUUGUUCCUCCUCCGGCCUCCUUCAUGGGCGAACCUGACCUUGUCAUGUCCAGCUCUCCGUCCAUCCAGCCUGUCCUCUACAGCCUCGUCCUCUUCUCUGCUGUCCACCUCAUCCAGCCUGUCCUCUACAGCCUCGUCCUCUUCUCUGCUGUCCACCUCAUCCAGCCUGUCCUCUACAGCCUCGUCCUCUUCUCUGCUGUCCACCUCAUCCAUCCUGUCCUCUACAGCCUCGUCCUCUUCUCUGCUGUCCACCUCAUCCAGCCUGCUGUCCUCCUCUCUGCUCAGCACUGAGAACACUCAGCUGAUGUCUGACCCCAUUACUGGCUCUUCUUUCUGCUCUUCCCAACCUCUGAGUUCACUGGUUCACAGCACAGCGCCACCCACUGGCCCAGAAGCUCAAAAUUGUCCCAGUGAUGAACCUGGAGAGAUAAAAAUAGAGGAUGAUGAAGUGUGCUCCACUGAUGAUCUCUCGUCAUACAGUGAGGAGCUAAAUGAGUCCUCGGCUCAUGAGGAACAGAUGGAGAGUGACGGUGAGUCCCCGGCUGAGAUUCCUGUCCUGAGUCUGAGGCUGAAUGAGGAAGAGGAGAAGCAGACGCUUGAGCUGGAUGAAGGGUUUGAAGAGUUCGACUCUGGAUCAAAUGAAGCUGAAGAAUUAUGGAAGGAAAAGAAGUACAAGCUGCUGAAUUUGGUCUGCUGCUCCCUGGUCCAUAAAAGCCAAUCUCCAGGCCAGGUGGACUGGGAUAAAGAAGGGAGUGUGUGGAGUGAAAUAAAACUCCUGGGUACCGACAUCACCCUGAGCGACCCUGAGUUCCUGCUUAAGGUGGCUGUUUACACCAGACAGGAACUGAACGUUCGCAUCACCGCCAACUUCCUGCUCGCCCUCGCUGCUUACCUGCCCAACUCUAAAUCACACCUGAGGAGGUAUUUCUGCUCCGCCGUGCGGCUGCCAUCCGAUUGGCUGGAAGUGACGAGGAUAUACAGCACGUGUUUCAGCAGGUCUCUGCCUUCAGCUCUGAAAAAAGCUCUGGCUGACAAGUUCAAACAGUUCAGCGAGUAUCAGCUGGCCAAGUACAACACCCGCAAACACCGCUGCAAAUACAUGAAGAAGAAACAGAAGGAAGUAUCUUCUGAGGAGUGGAAUACUUGGGCAAAGCUCCUUGCGUCAGAUGCACAUACUCUUCAGCAUCAUCUGAAGUCAAAACAGCGACCAGUGGUGGAUAAAAAAGAGAAAGAGUUUAAUAUAAAGAAGCUGAUAAAACAACUCCAUAUCAAAGAGCCGUCCGAGAUGGUCAUGAGCAUCCUCGGGAGAAAGUACCCGGCGGACGUGAGGGCGUUCUGGCGCAGCGGGCUCAGUGGGGUGUGGCAGAGUGAAAGAGCCAAUCAGAGGAUGAGACUGAAGCAGCCGGACACGUGGGAGACGCUGCUGAGCCAGAAAGGAAACAGCGCCACCACCUGGGAAAAACUCAUAGAUAAUAACUCUCUGCCCUUCAUGGCGAUGCUGAGGAACCUGAGGAACAUGAUCACACAGGGCAUCAGCCUCAAACACCACGAGAAGAUCCUCAAACGACUCAGCUCAAAGUCGGCCGUGAUUCAGAGCAGACAGUUCCCUUUUCGCUUCCUGUCAGCGUAUAAAGUCAUCAUGGAGCUCAAUAAGUUGGUUGGCUGCGGUGUAAAGGGGACGAUGGGCAAGAAUGAAGUCCUGCGAAGGAUCGUAAAGAAGAUACCAAGGAAAUCCAGACUUCAAACCCAUUGGUCGAUUUUGCGCCGGAAGGGGCUCCGCAAUACACUCAAAAUUCCUUACAUACGCGCUAUGUACAACUUAAAACUCCGAGAGCACCAGAGAGCCAGUCAGAAAUGCUUCACUCCAGAGCUGCUGCAGCGUUACCGUCAGGCCCUGGACAAAGCCGUAGGGAUCUCCUGCACGUACAACAUCCCUCCUCUGUCAGGACACACACUCAUCAUCUUCUGGAGAUACAUGGGGAUUCAAGGAAAGCAAAACAUUGAUUUCUGCAUCCCUCCUGAGUCUUCAGACGGAAAGACGGAGAACACAAACCUCUCAGCUUCGAUGAAGGACGUGGCGUUGCUCCUGGCCAUGAUGAUCUGCUACUGCAGUGAGCGCACACAAUUCGUCAUCGCAGACCACGAUGGUUUCCAGGAAGUCCAGAUUAAGUCCCAUGAGCUUUUAGAGAACGUGAGGACCGUGUCCAACCUGAUCAUGGACUCGGGGGAUUCAUCUUCAAAAGUAGAACCGAAUAAAUUCUUCUCCAGGCUUCUUGAGGAGAAAUCAAAGGUUGAUAACAUCAUCAUGUUGGGGGAUCAUGCGAUUGAAUGGGUAACGACGUGUGCAGUUAAAAGAUUUAAGAAACUCUCCAUCAGCGAGCCUUUAUUGGUGAACAUUUUAAUCAGCCAAUCUCACACACUCAUAGAAGCUGAAGAUGAUCCUAAAAUCGUGACCCUGUGUGGCUUCAGUGAGCAGAUCCUCAGGUUUAUUUCAGAGCGUGGUUCCUCUCGACUACUGGAUCAUGUGGACCAAAUCGACAAACUGCACAAGAUUCCUCCUCCAACAGGUUCUCCUGCAAAACCAGAGAGAACCAGUGACAUCAUACCCCUGCCUGCAGUUCCCAAACUCAGGUGGCGCAGCGUCCGUGUCUUCAUCUCGUCUACGUUCAGAGACAUGCACGGCGAGCGAGACGUCCUGGUCCGCAGUUUUUUCCCGGAGUUACGGCGGCGGGCGGCUUCCCUCUGCCUCCACCUGCAGGAGGUGGACCUGCGCUGGGGCGUCACUAAGGAUGAAUCGGCACGCGCCGCUGAGAUCUGCCUCCAGGAGGUCUGUCGCUGCCAGGUGCUGCUGGGAAUUCUGGGAGAAAGGUACGGCCUGGUGCCUCCUCGGCCCUCGCUGCCUGACCUGCCUCACUACAGCUGGUUGAAGUCGGCUCCUGAGGGUCUGUCGGUCACAGAGAUGGAGAUCCGUCAGUUUCAGGCCGUGUUUCCUGAUUCUGCUCAGAGCCGCAUGUUCUUCUACUUCAGAUCUCCUCAGCUGCUCAGUUCAGUGCCUGAGGCUUGGAGAGACGAUUUUGCAGCUGAAUCGAAAGAAACUGCAGCUAAAAUGGAAGACCUGAAGCAAUGGAUCAAGAACAACGACUUAAGAGUGACAGAAAAUUACCCGUGUGAGUGGGGCGGAGUUGUAGAUGGAAAAGCGUACGUUAAAGCUCUGGAGGAUUUCGCAAAGGCUGUAAUGGAGGAUCUGUGGUCUGUUAUACAGAAUCUUUUUGUUGAGGAAUCAGACGAGGCAGAUCUGACAGCAGAGAUCAAAGAACAGGAAGUGCACCAGGAAGCCCAAAGCCAGCAGUUUUACGGGCGAGCGAAGCUGCUUUCAAAGGCGAAAGAGAAAAUUGAAGAAUCUCAGCGGAAAGGCGGGGUUCUGCUUGUGGAGGGCGGGGCCGGAGUCGGCAAAACGGCUUUCAUGGCUGCCUUGGCUCAUGCGCUCCAAACUCCAGACAAGAGGAAGAAAGUGCCCAUGUGUGAUGUCAUAUCCUACUCCACAGCUGCUAGCCAUUCAGCUUCUGGGGUUGAGCCCCUCCUACGCUGCUUGGUCCAAUGGCUGAGGAAGAGGAAGGAGCAGGAGGAGGAGCUUCCUCCCAGCACACCUUAUAGAGAUCUGCUGUCAGAGUUGAUGUCUCAGCUGAAAGAGGUGAAGAAAGGCCAAUCUCUAGCUUUACUCAUUGAUGGAGCAGAUCUGGUGCACGAUGCUAAAGGGCAAAGAAAUUCUGAAUGGAUUCCAAAAUACAUUCCUAAGGGUGUGUGCCUGGUCCUAAGCAUCACUACAGGUUCAGAUCUCCACAGCAUUAUCAGCAAAAAUAAGAGCUGCAUGUUGUUUCCUCUGGGGCCGUUACUGCUCCCGGACCGGAGAGAGAUCGUCCAGAAGGAGCUGAGUGUGUACGGGAAGAAACUGAGUGAUUCUGCUUUUAAUAACCAGCUCCAGACGCUGCUGAUGAAGAAGGGAGCUGUGAGUCCGCUGUAUCUCAGCUUGGCCUGUGAGGAGCUUAGAAGCUACGCCUCCUUUGAAAAGAUGACUGAGAACCUGCAGUGUCUCCCGGUGUCUCUGUGUGAGCUGAUCCAGCACAGUCUGAUCAGGCUGCAGUACCAGUAUGGGGGAACAGGACUCAGCUGGACCCUGGCUGCUCUGACUGUCAGCUCCACUGGUCUGAAAGAGAGAGAUCUGUACUCCCUGUUAAACUUGUGCACUUAUCUGAGCUCCUCACAUACCCUGUUGACCUGGCAGAACGUGAUCAAGCAUGCCAGGAACCCAGAAACCAGAGUGCCCAUGGCCACAUUCUCUCAGCUUGCUCGAAGUCUGCAGAGUCUGAUUGGGUCAUCUCUGUCUGUGGAACCAGAUCAGUUCUUGGUUCUCACCAAUCCGGAUGUUAAAUCAGCGUUUGAGCAACUUUACCUCUCUAAUCCAGAUGACAGAACCAGAGCGCACAUGAUUCUCGCAGCUCACCUGUGGGUUCAGUCAGAUCCUCAUGGACAUGACACGUUCCUGCACUGUGACCCGGACACACUCGCACAGCUUCCUGCUCAUCUGAUGGAAUCUGGUCAGUGGGAGCCGAUGCGUUUCCUGCUUUGCAACUACUACUUCCUGUAUGCUAAUUUGUGUCACGGACACUUGCGCAGCCUGAUGGAGAAUUACGUCACUUAUGAAAAGUGGAAUGAAGUGGACAUGGCUCUCUGUCCUGAGGCAUCCGAUUGCUCGGAUGAGGUCCUGGCUUGUCACUCGUUUCUGAAGCGCCACGCCCCUCUUCUCUCCCAUUGGCCAGCUUUGUUUGUGCAGCAAGCCCUGAAUGAACCAGACACCUCGGCUGCUUAUGCCUGGGCUAAAAGUGCAGUGGAAGAGGGAAGCGUCCACACUGUCAGAUGGGUGAACAAGUCCAAAGAAUCCCAACAGGAAGCUGGCGAGCUGGUUUCCACCUUUCAGCAGACUCCGUCCUGUGUGUCUCUGAGUCCUAGUGGAGGUCUCAUGGCGGUUGGGACAGAACAAGGUUCUCUCCAUCUCUACCACACACACACCAACCAGGAACUAAAGUCACUAGUCAGUAACUGUGAUGGGAUCUCAGGGUGUCUAUUUCUGGAUGAGUGCAUUCUGUGGACGACCUCCUAUGACGGACAGGUGGAGACAUGGGACGUUAACAGCGGCUGCAGGAUGGCUCACCUGCCCGCCCACUCCAACAGGAUAACAGGAUGUGAUGUCAGCUCAGACAGAAAGCACUUCGCUACUGUUUCUUUAGACUUCACUCUGAAGGUGUGGUCCUCCAGAACAGGGAAGCAGGAGGCAUCUCUGGAGAACCCCUGCCCUCUAAACUGUGUGACCUUUGACCCCGACGGGAGUCUGGUGGCAGUGGGCUGCUGGGACGGAGCGGUGCGAGUGUGGGACUGGAUCAAACAGGAGAACUGCAUGACUCUUUCAGGUCAUCAGUGUUCAGUACGCAGUGUGUCGUUCUCUCCGUCCUCCUCUCUCUCACUUUGUUCGGGGGCGUUGGAUGGAGAGAUGAGGUUGUGGUCGGUUCCCGGCUCGUCCUGUGUGUGGCGCUAUCACGCUCACCACGGCUCUACUGAGGCACUCCACUUCCUGUGUGAUGGUGAGUCACUACUCAGCGCUGGACAUGAUGGCAUGGUCCAGAUGUGGUCUGGAGGUCUCGGGCGCUCAGUUUCCGUGUUGGGGGAAGAAAAGAAGCUGUUGAAAUCCUCAGCGACCAGACAGGUGUCUAAAGAUGCUGCUCUCUGUGUGGCUGUGAACGGUCACUUUGCUGCUGUAGGUUACCAUGGAAAUGGGCUUAAACUCUACAACAUAAACUCAGGGGGCUGUGUGUGGUCCACUGAGGACCUGCGUGUGUCCAUGCUGUGUGUGCUCUGGCUUAAGACUCCAGCAGGUUAUCUCCUGCUGUCUGGAGGGUUAGAUCAGCGUCUGCGUCUGUGGAGAAAGCAGAGAGGACACGAGAAAACUCCAACACUCGCAGGAGUCUUCGGUGUCCAGAAGGGCGCCGUCCUCGCUCUGAACCAGAACUCCACUCAUGUAGCCUCAGCAUCGGACGACUUCACCAUCGCAUUGUGGUUGAAGAAAGAUUUGACCUGCGACCCCUGGGCUGAACCGAGAGCAGUGAGUGUUCUGAGGGGUCACAGUGGAGGGGUCACAUGUUUGGCCUUCAGUCCAAAAGGAGAUCAGCUGCUGUCAGGAGGAAAAGACAAGGCUCUGAUGGUGUGGACGAUAAACUCCUCCCCUCCGUCUCUGUCUCGCUCUUUACUGCACUGUCACGGAGACUGGAUCACCGCAUGCGCCUGGACUCCAUCCGCCCUGCUGAGCUGCUCUAACGACUGCAGGCUGAGACUGUGGGACAUCCAGACAGGAAGUUGCAUCAGGGAAGUCUCAGUUGCGUCCUCCGUGGGCUCGCUGUGCUGCUGGGAGGACUAUGUGAUGUUGGGUUCUGCUGAUGGACUGCUGACGGUGUGGAAAUCUAAUCUUGGAGUAAUUGCUGAGAUCAAAGCUCAUCUUUCCCGCAUCCACCACACCGCCAUCAUACCUAAACCAGGACUGGUGAAGAAUCCCGAGGACGUCCUGAUCGCUACAGCGUCUGAUGAUGGAUCUGUGAAGAUCUGGCAACCGCUACAGGUUGAGCACCGCAGCACUCUGCUUGGUCACAGUGGAGGUGUUCGUGCUUUAGCGAGCGGCUCUGGUCCACACUUCCUCACUGUGUCUGACGAUCGCAGUCUCAGAGCCUGGAGCGUUAAUACAGGCCUGCCCCCCAGAACGAUGGAGAGUGUGAGUGCGAUGUGUUUCCUGGAGCUGCAGGAUGUCCUGGUGUGUGCUUUCAGCUCCGGCAGACUGGAGAUGUGGCAGCAGCUCGAACUCCUUUACUCCAAUAAGCUGAGUGAUAGCCGUAUCACUGCACUAUGCAGUAUGCCGGAUGAGCAGUUAGCGGUGGGCUGCAGUGAUUCUACAGUGAGUGUGUGGAAGCUGAAGAAGGACUCGCAGCAGUGUAUUGCAGGUCUUUCCAAAGUUCAGUCGUACACUCUGAAGAGUAGCGCGAUGUUUCUGCACUACUGCACCACUCUGCUGGCCGUGUCUUUAGACUCCAUCAUCAUCAACGUCUUUUCAAAUGCAAAAGAAGAGCACCAGAAUAUGUGGAAUUUGUAUCGCCGCACCCACGUGUUGUGUAUCGAAGGAAGCGGGGAACACGGCCUGUGGCUGGUGGGAGAAGAGCACAACAAGCCUGUACUGGCACACCUGCACACCCGUUGCAGUGAAGAAAAAAGUGAAAAAGGAGCAAAAAGAAGAAGAAAAGGAAAAGGAAAAGAAGAGUCAGAAGAAUUGCUGCAGUUGGACACAAAUGCCAGCCUGAAGUCAGGUUUUGAUCAGACUCAGGAGGAAGAGGAGCGAGUCCAUCAUCAUCAUCAUCAUCAUCAUCAGGGGGAGAAACAUGAGAGCAGGGAGUACAACAUCACGGCUGCUGCUUUGCACAACGAUCUGAUUGUAUGUGGAGAUUUAAAGGGUCACAUGUGGUUUAAUGAGACGCCGACCCUGAGCUCCUGGACUCCGAGGAGACGUGUGCACAGUGACAGGAUCAGUGCGCUGCGUCUGACGGAGAGCAUCAUCAUCUCAGCCUCGUACGACAGGACCAUCAAACUGUGGGACAGGAAGACUAAGAAACAGCUUGGCCUGUUUGUGUGUGACGCUCCAGUCGAGGUUCUGCAGGUGAACCCGAAUGACCCGAGUCAGAUCGUAUGUGGAGACGCACUGGGGCAAAUCUACUUCCUGUCCUGGAAGGGCUAAUUAACAUCCUCACACUGCACACACCAUCAGUUUAACAUUCAACACUCCACGUUUAGCACUUUAACACUUUGUGCAGGUUUUUUUUUUUUUUCAACUGAAUGUUGACAAGUAUGUACUGUACACACUCCAGAGCUAUUUGUUUCAUAGUAGCUUUGCACAUGUUUGUUUUUAAAGUCACAUAUUUUGUGAAAAAAUGGCUGAUAUGUGACACCUACAUUUGUCUCCCAGAGGUUCAAAAGAGUGUGAGAAUAAAAAUAAAUAAUACA
Clarias gariepinus (North African catfish) is the source of this 8340-nucleotide messenger RNA. RefSeq names its product telomerase protein component 1-like. Gene Ontology annotation, biological process: telomere maintenance via recombination. Bases 140 to 8074 code for a protein of 2644 amino acids. The transcript has 56 exons. The record is from RefSeq and is a predicted model, not a curated record. Lineage: Eukaryota; Metazoa; Chordata; Actinopteri; Siluriformes; Clariidae. Gene Ontology annotation, cellular component: telomerase holoenzyme complex. Gene Ontology annotation, molecular function: protein binding; telomerase activity; telomerase RNA binding.